Prunus armeniaca (apricot) is the source of this 792-nucleotide messenger RNA. The record is from the annotation of a GenBank genome assembly. Lineage: Eukaryota; Viridiplantae; Streptophyta; Magnoliopsida; Rosales; Rosaceae.
AUGUCAAUUUCCGUAAAUUCAUCGGACCGGGUUUGUGAAAAUGGAAUCCAGCAUGUUGAACUACUUCCUGCAACCAAUGAUGUCCAUGGAGGAGUUAUUGUAGACAUGAAGGAUGCUAUGGACGCUCAGCACUUUCUUACUCUGCUUAGGGCUUCAAUCUCACAAUGGAGGAGAGAGGGGAAGAAGGGUGUGUGGAUAAAAUUGCCCAUUGAGCUUGUAAAUCUUGUCGAAACAGCAGUUAAGGAGGGGUUUCGAUAUCAUCAUGCUGAGCCACACUACCUCAUGCUUGUUUAUUGGAUUCCUGAAACUACUAAUACUCUACCUGCAAAUGCUUCACACCGAGUAAGUGUUGGGGCUAUUGUUGUGAAUGAUAAAAAAGAGAUGCUUGUAGUCCAGGAGAAGAGUGGCAGGUUCCAAGGAACAGGUGUGUGGAAAAUCCCAACUGGAGUUGUUGACGAGGGCGAGGAUAUUUUUAAGGCAGCUGUAAGAGAAGUUAAAGAAGAGACAGGGAUUGAUGCAGAAUUUUUGGAGGUAUUAGCAUUCAGGCAAUCACACAAGUCAUUCUUCGAGAAGUCAGAUCUAUCUUUUGUGUGUAUGCUGCAUCCUCAAACCUUUGACAUCGAAAAGCAAGAACUGGAGAUUGAGGCAGCCAAGUGGAUGCCACUUGAGGAGUAUGCAGCUCAACCAGUCACCCAAACGCAUGCGCUCUUCAAGUACAUUCUUGAACUGGGCUUGGCAAAAUUAGACAGAGACUAUGCUGGGGCAGGAGAUGCAGUGCCUAAGUUCUCUUGA